UUUAUUUAUAGGCUUCUCUUUUCUGCUUGGCUGUGUGACUGAGCCCUGCAUAGGAUCGCCAUUCUGAAAUGUCUCUGGAUGGAAAGAUUGCUCUCAUAACUGGAGCUGUUAAAGGAAUAGGAAGAGCCUUUUCAGAAAUACUUCUGAAAAAUGGUGCUAAGGUGAGUCUUUUGGAUAUAAAUACAUCAGAAGGAAAUGAACUUAAAACAUUGUUUGAUAGUGCCUAUGGUGAAGGCAGGACAUGCUUCAUCCGAUGUGAUGUUUCAUCUGAAACUGAACUAAAUGACGCAUUUCAGAAGACAAUAGAGACAUUUGGAAGGCUGGACAUCAUCUGCAAUAAUGCUGGCAUACUGGAUGAAAAGGACUGGGAAAAAAUGGUUUCUGUCAAUCUGAAUGGAGUUAUCAGAGGUACGCUUUUGGGCCUGAAGCACAUGAAGAAAGAAGAAGGUGGCGUAAUAGUCAAUGUUUCGUCCUUGGCAGGACUUGGGCCUCUCCCUUCCGCACCUGUCUACACAGCAACUAAACAUGGCGUUGUUGGAUUCAGUCGUGCUUUAGCUGAUGGAUCUAGCCUUUUGGGCCUUGGGAUUCGGAUUAAUGUCUUAUGUCCAGCUUUUGUGGACACCCACUUCUUUAAAUCUGAAAUUAAUGAAACUUUGGCUGCCAUUCAGGAUGCUAGGAAUAAACUUUUCCACCAGUUUGGUGUUUUGCAACCUUCAGAAGUGGCUGAAAGUUUUCUGCAACUGGUGACAGACAAGAGCAAGAAUGGAGCCGUCCUACACAUCAUGAAGAACGGUGGAGCCCAUUAUAUGGACAUUUCCAAGAUGAAAAAUGCUCUGAUUGAUUAGACGGCAGGACUACCACAUGGGAGGUCCUAGAAACCUGCAGUAGACGUGCACCAGAUUGACACCCGUUUGUAAUACGAAUGAUGUUCACGUACCCCUAGUCUCUAUGGGGUCCUUGCUGGUAAUAAAAACAUCUUUAAUAUUC
Polypterus senegalus (gray bichir) is the source of this 987-nucleotide messenger RNA. Its product is annotated as 15-hydroxyprostaglandin dehydrogenase [NAD(+)]-like. The record is from RefSeq and is a predicted model, not a curated record. Gene Ontology annotation, molecular function: oxidoreductase activity, acting on the CH-OH group of donors, NAD or NADP as acceptor. The coding region runs from base 69 to 845 and encodes 258 amino acids. The transcript is spliced from 9 exons. Lineage: Eukaryota; Metazoa; Chordata; Cladistia; Polypteriformes; Polypteridae. Gene Ontology annotation, cellular component: cytoplasm.